AUGUCCACUCCGAUUCAAACUCCGCUUCCCAGCCCGAAUGAAGAAUACGAUGAAUUUCCUCUCUAUGCAGAACAUGACACCAUCCCCUCCUCACUUCAUCCGCCGGUCAUUGAACACCGAGUGAUUUCCCACCCCUUUCCGCAAGAGACCAGCCAUGCCGAUCCGGUCGCCGAAUUUGCAGGAGAACCCGAAACCGGGCCGACGCCCGCGCCCGUCACUCAACCGCUUGCCACCUCCGAAGCCGAACUGCCACGGAUUCGAUCGCCACGAGUGCGCUUCCACUCUAUCACUCGUUCGCUGAGUGACCGGUACCAUCACAUUCAUGAUGGCAAUCACCGAGGCCCCUCCGAUCGGUCGGAUCCCGCUCAGCGGCCCUUACUACCCUCGCCCGCGGACCUGAGUGAUACCACCUUGUCGGGAAUCGUCACCCACCAGCUCCAGCUUACUCCCGCCCUACAGGUCUUGCACGCAGCCGUGCGCCAUCGAAGGACUAUUUCUCCACAGAUCCAGAGAAGCAAGCACACCAUGAGUCAGCUGAUUCGCCAAAAGACCACUCGAUUGACGGAACGCCUCGGUCGUCCAUCUGACGAGGGCGAGGCUCUCAAUGCAUCAAUCUUGCCCGAGGACAUGGGGAUCCCUCUGGAAGAGGUCCAGGCUCGGCGUGCCCGUCGUGCCGCCGAUCGAUUGCGCAUGCUGGAGGGCGGCGAAGAGCCCCAUGAGCCCCCUCCCAGCGCAGAAGCCCAUCGCUUGGUGCGCAGCAUCACCCAGGCGCAGGACAACCAGGCUCUCCGUAAGCGCCGGCCGCGCGGAGCCUACCAGCGAUCCGGCCAAUCAACCCCCGAGGGGGUGCUGAAGGGAUUUGCUGCGCGUCGUCGCUCCAGCGGGGGAUUCGGGGGAGGCGGGAUUCUCGCGCAGUUGUUGAAGUUGCAGGCGGUGCAAUCGGCCUCGUCACGACCCGAGAGUGUCAUCACCGACGACUCAGAUAGCGAUGCGCAGCUCUCUUCGGGGGCGACCACCCCUCGGAAAGUCAACUCGCAGUCUCCCUCCAUGUCCCUGUCCAUGCCGAAUUCAGGGUCGGCAACCCCGCGCAAGGAAAAGCUCAAGUGGUACAAGAAAUCCCCUCAUCUGUCGACUGCCUCCUUGGUUGACGCGUCGAUGAACUUGAGCCGGGCAAGCCUUCCCGCCGGGACAGCCGAGUCACUGUACCAGAACAAGAAGCAGAGAAAGAACAAACGUCGAACGCGCCUGGAGGACGAGAUUCGUGUCACCGUCCACAUCGCGGAGAUCCUGGCUCGACAGCGGUACAUCAUGCAGCUGUGCCGUGCGCUAAUGCGCUAUGGUGCACCCACACACCGUCUGGAAGAGUACAUGUCAAUGACUGCACGUGUUCUGGAAGUCUCUGGUCAGUUCUUGUAUCUUCCGGGAUGUAUGAUCAUGUCCUUUGAUGACCCAACCACCCGCACAGCCGAGGUGAAACUGGUGCGUAUGACUCAAGGAAUUGACUUGGGUCGAUUGGCCGACACGCACAACGUCUACAAGAACGUGGUCCAUGACUUGAUUGGUGUGGAGGAGGCCACUCAAGAAUUAGACGAGAUCAUGUCGCGCAAGCCGCGCUUCAAUAAGUGGAUUCUUGUGCUUAUGUAUGGCUUUGCAAGUGCCACCGUGGGCCCAUUUGCCUUUGGUGCGCGUCCGAUUGACAUGCCCAUGAUCUUCUGCCUGGGCUGUCUCGUGGGUCUGAUGCAACACGUUCUCGCCCCCCCCUCUGCUCUCUAUUCCAACGUCUUUGAAGUCACCGCCGCGGUCUUGACCUCGUUCCUCGCGCGAGCCCUCGGAAGUAUCACCAUUACACGCAACGGUGCCCCGGAGCAACUCUUCUGUUUCUCUGCACUGGCUCAAUCCUCAAUCGCACUGAUCCUGCCUGGCUUUAUGGUUCUCUGCAGCAGUUUAGAACUACAGUCCCAUCAAAUGAUCGCCGGGUCAAUUCGGAUGGUCUAUGCGAUCAUCUACUCCCUAUUCCUCGGCUAUGGCAUCACCGUCGGUACAACCAUCUAUGGCCUGAUGGAUCGCAACGCCACCUCUGCAACCACGUGUGCCAAUCUCGACAUCUACGGCUCUUCGUUCGCCCGACAAUUCCCCUUUGUGGCCAUCUACGCUAUCUUCCUCGCUAUUGUCAAUCACGGCAAAUGGAAGCAGAUGCCAGUCAUGGUCGUCAUUGCUCUGUCGGGCUAUGUCACCAAUUACUUCAGCACAACGAAGUUUGGACGCAGUCGGAGUCGGAUCUGGCACGGGCAUGCCGCCACUGCCAUUCUCCCCGGUAUCUUUGUGCUGGUCCCUUCUGGCUUGGCCUCGAGUGGCUCCCUCAUUGCGGGCAUCCAGUAUGCCGAUUCGGUGCGAUACAAUCUUCACACCCAUGGCAAUAGCACCUCCACCAGCAGCCUAACAGACACUUCGGUCGCAAGUCUUGGCUUUGGCAUGAUUCAGGUCGCCAUUGGUAUCACCGUGGGCCUGUUCAUUGCCGCCCUGGUGGUGUAUCCAUUCGGCAAGAAGCGAACGGGGCUAUUCAGCUUCUAG
This is a messenger RNA of Penicillium oxalicum, 2571 nucleotides long. Its product is annotated as threonine/serine exporter family protein. Bases 1 to 2571 code for a protein of 856 amino acids. Gene Ontology annotation, biological process: transmembrane transport. Gene Ontology annotation, molecular function: transmembrane transporter activity. The transcript is spliced from 3 exons. NCBI's taxonomy places the organism in Eukaryota, Fungi, Ascomycota, Eurotiomycetes, Eurotiales, Aspergillaceae. The record is from RefSeq and is a predicted model, not a curated record.